This is a messenger RNA of Aspergillus melleus, 2466 nucleotides long. RefSeq names its product mannosyl-oligosaccharide glucosidase (gene cwh41). The record is from RefSeq and is a predicted model, not a curated record. Gene Ontology annotation, biological process: protein N-linked glycosylation; oligosaccharide metabolic process. The transcript has 7 exons. Bases 1 to 2466 code for a protein of 821 amino acids. Lineage: Eukaryota; Fungi; Ascomycota; Eurotiomycetes; Eurotiales; Aspergillaceae. Gene Ontology annotation, cellular component: endoplasmic reticulum membrane. Gene Ontology annotation, molecular function: Glc3Man9GlcNAc2 oligosaccharide glucosidase activity.
AUGACUCGCUUCAAUUUCUACUCUCUCUUACUCCCAUUGUCCUGGGCGGGUGCGGCUUUUGCAGGCCAAACAGCGACCGGCGAUGAGUCCAUCCUAGCCAAAGAGGCCGCAAGAGCCAACAACCAGUCUCUGCUAUGGGGUCCCUAUAAGUCAAACCUCUACUUCGGAGUGCGCCCUCGAAUCCCGGAAAGUUUAUCGGCCGGAUUACUGUGGGCGAAGGUGGAUGACUUCGCUACUGCCCAGGGGAACUUCAGACACACCUGUGAACAAAAUGAAGGAAUGGCUGGUUACGGCUGGGACGAAUAUGAUAUCCGGAAGGGCGGCCGCCAAACGAUCCAUGACGCUGGAAACUCAUUGGACCUGACAAUCGAUUUCGUCAAAGUCCCCGGUGGAGAGCACGGAGGCAGCUGGGCUGCCCGUGUCAAGGGUGUGCCUCGCGAAGAUGCCCCUCCCGACCAACCUACAACCAUUAUCUUCUAUUCGACUCUGGAAGGUCUCGGCGACUUGGCUGUCACAACUGAAUCCGAGGACCCUCGGGGAUUCGAAGGCGAUGUGAGACUUUCUGGAAACACGCCUGAUCUCGGUGACUUUUCGAUCGAUGUGACUGCGGGCCCCGAAACCAACGAACACCCCGAGCACGACCACCCAAGCUACGAGGAUAAGCCAUUGGAUCGCACCUUGGUCUCUAGUUCUACCGUUCAAUCCGAGCAUGUUUGGCAAACAAAGGUUAUCCUGUUCUCGCAGAUGAAGGGCGAAGUCAAUGAAAUCAUCCAAAAAUAUGGACCAGAUAACCCUCCUCCGCCUCCUCAAGUUUUCUCCAUCAAAAAUAUCCCAGGUGAUGGAAACAUUCAUCUCGUUCAAAAGGUGUUCAAGGGCGAGUUCGAGUUCGACAUUCUUUUCUCUUCCGGCUCUUCACCCCAGCCUGUGACAUCCGAGAAACUGACCGAAGAGAUCGCAAGCGCCUCGCUGUCUUUCGCUGAUCGGUUCGAAAAGAUUCUUCCCCCACAGGCCCCCUUUGACUCUAAGGACUACUUUGAGUUCUCUAAGUCAAUGCUCUCCAACCUUGUCGGCGGCAUAGGCUACUUCUACGGAACGGAUGUUGUUGACCGCUCGGCAGCUCCAGAGUAUGAUGAAGAAAAUGAGGGCUUCUGGGAGGAGACGGCAGAAGCAAGGGCCAGGGCCCAUGCCGUACUUGAGGGGCCAAAGCAGCUCUUUACCAGCGUUCCUUCUCGGCCGUUCUUCCCCAGAGGUUUUCUCUGGGAUGAAGGGUUUCACUUGAUCCCGGUUCUUGAAUGGGACACUGAUCUGGCGCUCGAGAUUGUCAAGAGUUGGCUCAGCCUGAUGGACGAGGACGGCUGGAUUGCUCGAGAGCAGAUCCUGGGCUCCGAGGCCCGCAGCAAGGUUCCGCCCGAGUUUACUGUCCAGUACCCUCACUACGCCAACCCCCCGACCCUCUUCAUUAUACUAGAGGCCUUCAUUGAUCAGCUGGUAGCAAACAAGAAUAUCUCGGUGGAUAGGUCCCAAGAAGAUCUUACCGAAACCCUCGGAUCGGUCUACAUCCAGCACCCCGAAUUGGGUGAAGCAUACAUUCGCUCAAUCUAUCCUCUCCUUAAGAAACACUAUGUCUGGUACAGGAACACCCAAAGAGGAGAAGUCAGUUCCUAUGAUAGAGAGGCAUUCUCGUCUAAGGAGGCAUAUCGCUGGCGGGGCCGCUCUAUCCAGCAUAUCCUUACGUCCGGACUGGACGACUACCCUCGUGCGCAGCCUCCGCACCCGGGCGAGCUCCACGUCGAUUUGAUCAGCUGGAUGGGCAUGAUGACUCGCGCUCUUCGUCGGAUCGCGGAGACCCUGGGCGAAACCGAGGACGCCGAGGAGUUUAAGGUAUACGAAACGGCCAUCGAGCGAAAUAUCGACGACCUUCACUGGGAUGAGGAAGCACAGACAUACUGCGACGCCACUAUCGAUGAGUUUGAGGAAAGCGUCCACGUGUGCCACAAAGGAUAUAUUUCCCUUUUCCCCUUCCUUACGGGCAUGAUCGGCCCGGACAGCCCUCGUCUCAAGGCCAUCCUGGACUUGAUUGGCGACCCUGAGGAGCUCUGGAGUGAUUAUGGAAUCCGUAGCUUGAGCAAGCAGGACGAAUUCUACGGAACAGCUGAAAACUACUGGAGGAGCCCUAUCUGGGUCAACAUCAACUAUUUGGUGUUCAAGAACCUAUAUGAAAUUGCAACUACGGCUGGUCCUCACCAAGAGCAAGCUCGUGAGCUGUAUUCAAACCUGCGGAAGAACGUGGUCGAGAACGUCUUCAGGGAAUGGAAGGAAACCGGAUUUGCCUGGGAACAGUACAACCCGGAGACCGGCCAAGGGCAGCGGACGCAGCAUUUCACUGGCUGGACUAGUAUGGUGGUGAAGAUGAUGUCGAUGCCCGACCUCCCCGCAAGCAAGCAGACCGGACAUGAUGAGCUGUAA